GGACGCUUUACCGCCAUCUGCGCGAUAAAUUAGGCGAAGCUUCGCAAUUGCUUCUGUGGGACGUAGGAUCUUCGGUGAUGAGCCGAGCCCCAGACAUCCGCUCGGCCCUUUACACGCGGUGGCGUCCGCCGUCUUUUUCAGAGACCAAUGGACAAGCCGAAUACGAACAAUCGUACCCGAAGCCAGACCAGACAAAGGAUACCUUACGGCACUGCAUGUGGCUUGCAUAAGCCCCGUGACACCCCCGGUGUCAUAUAGUAACGGAUCCUGACGUGCCCGCUUGUCUCCGACAUCGACGUAUGCACUCCAUGUAGCCAGCGUUUCACCUACGGUUCGUUCCACUCGUUUGGACACACUGCGUCGUCUGUCGCAAUGGCGAUGGAUCCGCUCUCAUCGAUAUCCUUGUGGGUGUGCCUCCUGCUAUCGGUCGCGCUGGUCGUCCUCCGGAUCAGCUUCCGGCUGUGGAGGAAGCAGCGCCUUAUACGUGGUGACUACUGGUGCUUGUUGGCUGCGUUAUUCACGGUUGCGCGACUAGUCGCCAAUUACUAUCUGCUGGUCUAUGGCUCCACAAGGAUACUCCCAGCAGAGCGCCGUCUGCAGCUACUUGAACCUGGACACGAGCAAUCAGCAUCUGAGAUCGUCAUAGGAAGCAAACUGGUCUUGGCGACAAGGACUAUGUUGACGUGCUUGCUGUGGUGUUUGAAGAUGGCCGUGUUCGACUUAUUGGCAAGGAUCAUAUCAAAGAUGCCAUAUGAGCGAACUAUCGUAUACGGCUUCUGGACCGUAUUACUCUCUACCCUCGUCGCUUCUGUAAUCACUGUCUUUGUCGGUUGUCGUCCGUUCGAGCGACACUGGCAGAUCUACCCCGAUCCUGGAGAUUGCGUUGUUGGAAACAUCUGGCUUUUCACGUAUGAAGUCAGCAACAUUGUGACCGACCUGAUGCUUAUGGCUUUAUCAUUCACGCUCAUCUGCUCAGUUACAGUUCCGAUUACCCAGCGACUCCGUGUCAUGGCGCUCUUCAGCAUUGGUAUUCUCCUCGUCGCGAUCAGCAUCAUCCGCAUCAUCCAGGGGAGAAACUCGCGAGUCCAACGAGGACACACGUUAUGGGCGUCACUCGAGAUUCUACUUGCUGCAGUGGUUGCCGUGACACCAACGAUAUACGCGCUCGCGCACAGUCGCCACGAAGACAGCUUGCGCAAGAGAACGCAUCUGUCAGAAUAUCCAAGAGGCCGCACGUUUUCCGAAGGCACAAUACCAAACGAUAAAAACGACGGCAGUCUAUGGACUGAGCUGCACGGCGAAGCUUCAAAUCGGCUAGAUAACGCAAGCUCACAAAGAGCGCUGAUGGGGAUGCGGCAUCAGUCGCUGGACGCAAGAUAGUAGGACGUUUACGAUCGU
Didymella exigua CBS 183.55 is the source of this 1398-nucleotide messenger RNA. RefSeq lists its product as uncharacterized. The record is from RefSeq and is a predicted model, not a curated record. Lineage: Eukaryota; Fungi; Ascomycota; Dothideomycetes; Pleosporales; Didymellaceae. The transcript has 5 exons. Bases 373 to 1380 code for a protein of 335 amino acids.